Musca domestica (house fly) is the source of this 504-nucleotide messenger RNA. RefSeq names its product gamma-secretase subunit pen-2 (gene pen-2). Gene Ontology annotation, biological process: Notch receptor processing. The record is from RefSeq and is a predicted model, not a curated record. The transcript has a single exon. NCBI's taxonomy places the organism in Eukaryota, Metazoa, Arthropoda, Insecta, Diptera, Muscidae. The coding region runs from base 95 to 400 and encodes 101 amino acids. Gene Ontology annotation, cellular component: gamma-secretase complex.
AUAGUCAAAAAUCGACUAGUGUAUCCCUACAAAGUUUGUCAUCUGUUGUCUUAGUUUUUGUUUUUAUUAUCAUUAAAAAAUUAAAACAUUAAAUAUGAAUAUAUCUAAAGCCACAGGCGAACAAAAAUUGCAAUUGUGUCGUACUUACUUUCGUGCUGGAUUUGCAUUGUUGCCAUUUCUGUGGUCGGUGAAUUUCUUUUGGUUCUUCAAGGAGGCGUUUGGCAGAAACUCAUAUGCGGAACAAAAACAAAUCAAACAAUACGUCAUAUAUUCAGGAAUUGGAACAUUUAUUUGGACGGUGGCUUUAACAGCAUGGAUUAUUAUAUUCCAAACACAACGAGCACAGUGGGGAGCGACGGCUGACUAUAUGAGUUUUAUUAUUCCCCUGGGGAAACCUUAAUUUAGCAUAAUAAACAUGACAUAUUCCAUUUUAUCUCAUUAAAAUUGUAAAAUAAGUUGAUGUAAGUAUUAAUAAAGGAUGAACAUUGAGUCUUUUUCAACAAG